Molecule: messenger RNA, 2254 nt
Organism: Synchiropus splendidus (mandarinfish)
Lineage: Eukaryota; Metazoa; Chordata; Actinopteri; Syngnathiformes; Callionymidae
Gene: cmklr1
Product: chemokine-like receptor 1
Exons: 2
Coding region: 457-1488 (343 amino acids)
Biological process (GO): positive regulation of cytosolic calcium ion concentration; chemotaxis; positive regulation of macrophage chemotaxis
Cellular component (GO): plasma membrane
Molecular function (GO): G protein-coupled receptor activity; complement receptor activity
Source: RefSeq, a predicted model, not a curated record
UCUGCAGCUGUGCUUCUGUCCACAUCUGUUCUCCCUGCUUCUUCUUCGUGGCUGCCUAAACCGUCCUGACUCCAUGUUGUUGGAUCUGUCCCCUGGAAUUUGCUCAUGCGAACACUUCCGAAGCGUGUUGAACCCAAAUCCUGAUAUUUUGUGACGUGUAUUCCAGAACAUCUGUACGAGCAUGUUUUGCCAUCCUGUGUUUUUCUUCUUCCUCUAUCUCCAGUGUGAAACCAUGCUCCUGUCAGAAGGGAAAAACAAAGAAGCCUUGACGACUGUGUUUCUAUUCUCAAAAUGCAGUACUGAAAGUGUGGAGGUGUUGAGAAACCUCUGGUCAGCCGAUAUGCAAAAGGAUGAUGUAGGCGCCUUCGCUGGGCGUCAAUAAACUCAGUGUCUCUUCUGUCACUCCUCUUCAUUUGUGGACACGUCAGCGGCUGAGAAGGUUCUCCAGGAGGGAAAAUGGAUGAAUACAAGUAUAAUGAUUAUGAAAACUACAACUACGUCGAGAUGAACGUGACGGCACACGAGGAGCCGGUCUCUCAGCCCAGAGCGCCGUGUCAACACUUCUCCUGCGUGUCGCUGCUGGUGGCCAGCGUGGUCAUCUUCCUGCUGGGCUUCUGCGGGAACGGCUUGGUCAUUUGGAUUUCAGGCUUCAAAAUGAGGAAGAGCGUCAACACCACCUGGUACUUGAGCCUUGCGAUCUCCGACUUCAUCUUCUGCACGUUCCUCCCCUUCAGCAUCGCCAACACGGCCAUGGAGAACUGGAUCUUUGGGCAUUUCAUGUGCAAAUUCGUCUCCUUCGUCUUGUUCCUCAACAUGUUCAGCAGCAUCUUCCUCCUGGUUGUCAUCAGCAUCGACCGCUGCAUCUCUGUUGUGCAUCCAGUCUGGGCCCAGAACCACCGAACAGUCAACAAAGCCUCUGUGGUUGUCGUGCUGUCCUGGUUGUUGGCCAUCGCCCUCAGUCUCCCCUCUGUCCUCUUCCGAGAUUCCCAGACCUACAUGGAGCGCACCAUUUGCUUCAACAACUACCCGGAUGUCGACACUCACAAGGCGGUGGCAUAUGGGCGCUUCCUCGCCGGGUUUGCCGCCCCGUUCACCAUCAUAGUUGUUUGCUACUCCAUCAUCAUCGCCAAGCUGCGCAGCAACAGGAUGACCAAAUCCUCCAAGCCCUUCAAAGUGAUGACGGCACUGGUGGCCACCUUCUUCAUCUGCUGGCUGCCCUACCACGUGUUCGUCCUGCUGGAACUGCAGGUGGACCGCCACAACCACAACGUGCUGGCCCACGGGCUGAAGAUAGCCGUUUCUCUGGCGGCCGCCAACAGCUUCCUGAACCCGGUGCUGUAUGUCUUCAUGGGCAACGACUUCAAACAAAAGGUCCGGCGCUCCGUGCUCUCCAAGAUGGAGAACGCCAUGGCAGAGGACGGGCGCACCACCAGUCGCUAUCUGUCCAGAUCCAGCUCCAUGGAUGCUCGAGCCUCUACUCACAUCUAGAGGACUCUCAUGUCUUGCUUCACCUUGAAUUGAGUGCAGCGGUUUGUGUGUCUGAAGAGAGCAGCAGGUAUGAUCUAAGAUUUGAAGGUGACAAAGUCAACACCUGUUUCAAGUGGAUAGUUCACAUCAGCUUCCUGUUUCGUGUUCCUGUCCGUCGGAAUUAGACACACAGAACUGCUAACUUUUUUGUAAAUAUGUGUUGUAUUAUUUAGCAGCAGCAACCUAGAAAAUGCGACUGCUUUCUUUCAUGUCAACUCAGCCAGUCUGUGUAUUAAUCUUUCAUUUCUAUGAAAGCACUUUCAAAUGCGAGUCAUAAAAAGGACGUGCAUGUAGAGCAGCUCUCAACACCAUUUUUACCAGCAUUACAUUCUUAUUCCUCACGUCUAUUAACAUCUUGUGUUACGAACUACUGAAAAGCGUGUUUAUUCUUUGCAAUUGAAGCGCUUGAUUUUCUGUGAAGCGCUGUGGUCGGAAACCACAAAGAAAUCCACCACUUGCAACUACAAAGUUUUUCUUCUUUUUUUUUCUUUUUUUUUAAGCGUUGACUCGCGUUCACCGCUUCUGGCCUGUCAUGUGGUUAGCGCUCACAUCCUGCUGUGGAAAAUAUCAACUGUACAUGUUGUCAGAGAAAACUGGAUACCUGUUUUUUAAAUAAAGAAAUAGAUUAUAAAAUAAACCUUAUUUUCUUGUUCUUAUCUCACAGUGCUACAACAAUACUGCUUUACAACUUCUACCUUUCCUCGCACUGCAAUUUCUUUUUUUUGUU